ACGGUUUUAAGUAGCAGCAGACUGAACCACCUGUGGCAGGCACAGAGAACCGUCCUGAGAGCAGUACCGUUAUAAAGGGAGUGUAGUCCUCCUAGUCGUUUCUAAUACAUUGGUUGUAGAAUAAAAGUGCGUUGAGAUGGUGUUUAGUUAUCGUCAUUUUGUGCUUCUACUGGGCAUUGCUGCUAAAGGAAUAACAGCGGGAUCCAGCAGUACCCAAGGGUCCUCUCUGAACACAAGCCCCACCGAUGGCUCCGAUACAACGAUCGCUCUGCCCACCUCACCGCCCGGAACCUCAGGCACAACGAGCACAGCUCCGGGCCCUCUCACCAUCUCCAUGGUGACGUCCACAACCACACCUACCACACCGUCAAAUACAACGGAACCAAGCCCUGGGAAUACAACAUCUUCAGUGAGCCCCAACAGCAACAGCACUGCUGGUCCAAAUGAGGGUUCCUCCACCCUUGCUCCUUCAACAACACCAACCAUGUUUAAUACAACGGAAAACACCACUGGCCCAAUGUCUCCUUCGCCGCCCGCGAACAGUAACUCAACGACCAGCUCUGUCACAUCCUCCACCAUCCCAGGUAACACCACCCUAGAUCCCACUGGGAACAACUCCACCUCUGGUCCGACAACCAUCCUGGCCGCAACCGAUAUGACACAAAACAACACAGACAUUACUGGGCCCUCUACUUCUCCACCCGAAUAUUCAAACGCCACGACCAACCCUCUUCCAACCGCUACCAGUCCAGGUAACACCACCCUAGAUCCUGCUGGGAAUACCUCCACCUCUCUUCCUACAACCAUCCCGGCUACAACCAAUACGACAGAAAACAUCACAGACAUAACUGGGCCCUCUACUUCUCCACCCGAGAACAUUACCUCCAACACCAGCCCUUUUCCAACCAUCCCAAACCAAGGUAACACCACCCUAGGUAACACCACCCUAGGCCCCGAUGGGAACACCUCCACAACCAGCCCUCUCCCAACAUCCACCCCAGAUAACACCACCCUAGGCCCCGAUGGGAACACCUCCACAACCAGCCCUCUUCCACCAUCCACCCCAGAUAACACCACCCUAGGCCCAGCUGGGAACACCUCCACAACCAGCCCUCUCCCAACAUCCACCCCAGAUAACACCACCCUAGGCCCAGCUGGGAACAACUCCACAACCAGCCCUCUUCCACCAUCCACCCCAGAUAACACCACCCUAGGUAACACCACCCUAGGCCCCGAUGGGAACACCUCCACCACCAACCCUCUCCCAACAUCCAGCCCAGGAAACACCACCCUAGGUAACACCACCCUAGGCCCCGAUGGGAAUACCUCCACAACCAGCCCUCUCCCGACAUCCACCCCAGAUAACACCACCCCAGAUAACACCACCCUAGGUAACACCACCCUAGGCCCCGAUGGGAACACCUCCACAACCAACGCUCUCCCAACAUACACUCCAGGUAACACCACCCUAGGUAACACAACCCUAGGCCCCGAUGGGAACACCUCCACAACCAGCCCUCUCCCAACAUACACUCCAGGUAACACCACCCUAGGUAACACAACCCUAGGCCCCGAUGGGAACACCUCCACAACCAGCCCUCUCCCAACAUCCACUCCAGGUAACACCACCCUAGGCCCAGCUGGGAACACCUCCACCCCUGGUCCUUCAACACCACAGACCACGCCAGAAAGGAACAACGGAACCACAGCAGGUCUUCCCACCACUACCAGACCACCAGGAAUAGUUUGUCCUGCCGUCUCGUGCCCUCCUGACAGUGUUUGCCUGCAAGGGAUAUGUCAGUGCUUUGCCGGGCGCUUCAUGGUGAAUGGCACCUGCGAAACGGCUCAAGUUUUCCCUGGAGAGCUUCAUAUCGUCAGUUUGGAGUUUAUGGACGAAAUGGCCAACAGUUCCUCGCAGAUAUUCCUGACCACCGCAGCCAAUAUUUCCAGUACGCUGAGAGGAUUCUUGUGGAACACGCCUGGAUAUAUUAGGACCGACGUUGUUGCUCUGGCGCGCGGAAGUGUGCUAGCAACAGUCAAUAACGUGUUCCAGAAUUCCAACGCCACUCAAGAAUCCGUUAACGCUGCAAUCAACGACGGCAUCGAGAACUCCCCCCCAAAUGGAGUGUUCAUCAAUACCACAUUUACAGCAACUGACCUUUGUGCAAGGCUGCCUCCUGCCUGUGAUUCUUUGUCGACUGACUGCACGAGCCACAACGGGGUUGUAAAGUGUAUCUGUAAAGAAGGCUUCAUCCUAAACAACAUCUCUCUCAGGAACUGCAGCAGGAACAACACUUCAGAACCUGCUGGCAACACAUCCACACCGAGCCCUCCUAUGACAAGCCCAACCCCAGGCAACAGCACCCUAGACCCCGCCGGGAAUACCUCCACCUCCGGUCCUACAACCACCCCGGCCACAACCAAUACGACAGAAAACAGCACAGACGUUACUGGGCCCUCUACUUCUCCGCCCGAAAAUUCAAACGCCACAACCGGCCCUCUUCCAACGUCUACCAGCCCAGGAAACACCACCCUAGGUAACACCACCCUAGGCCCCGAUGGGAAUACCUCCACAACCAACCCUCUCCCAACAUCUAGCCCAGGAAACACCACCCUAGGUAACACCACCCUAGGCCCCGAUGGGAAUACCUCCACCACCAACCCUCUCCCAACCUCCAGCCCAGAUAACACCACCCUAGGUAACACCACCCUAGGACCCGAUGGGAAUACCUCCACCACCAGCCCUCUCCCAACACUCAGCCCAGGAAACACCACCCUAGGUAACACCACCCUAGGACCCGAUGGGAAUACCUCCACAACCAGCCCUCUCCCAACAUCCACCCCAGGAAACACCACCCUAGGUAACACCACCCUAGGACCCGAUGGGAAUACCUCCACAACCAACCCUCUCCCAACAUCCACCCCAGGAAACACCACCCUAGGUAACACCACCCUAGGCCCCGAUGGGAACACCUCCACAACCAACCCUCUCCCAACAUCCAGCCCAGGAAACACCACCCUAGGUAACACCACCCUAGGACCCGAGGGGAACACCUCCACCACCAGCCCUCUCCCAACAUCCACCCCAGGAAACACCACCCUAGGUAACACCACCCUAGGACCCGAGGGGAACACCUCCACCACCAGCCCUCUCCCAACAUCCAGCCCAGGAAACACCACCCUAGGUAACACCACCCUAGGACCCGAGGGGAACACCUCCACCACCAACCCUCUCCCAACAUCCAGCCCAGGAAACACCACCCUAGGACCCGAGGGGAACACCUCCACCACCAACCCUCUCCCAACAUCCACCCCAGGAAACACCACCCUAGGUAACACCACCCGAGGACCUGAGGGGAACACCUCCACCACCAGCCCUCUCCCAACAUCCACCCUAGGAAAAACCACCCUAGGUAACACCAGCCUAGGCCCCGAUGGGAAUACCUCCACAACCAACCCUCUCCCAACAUCCAGCCCAGGAAACACCACCCUAGGUAACACCACCCUAGGACCCGAGGGGAACACCUCCACCACCAGCCCUCUCCCAACAUCCACCCCAGGAAACACCACCCUAGGUAACACCACCCUAGGCCCCGAUGGGAAUACCUCCACAACCAACCCUCUCCCAACAUCCACCCCAGGAAACACCACUCAAGGUCCAGUUGGGAUCACCUCCACAACAAGCCCUCCAACACCAUCCUCAGGUAGCACCACCCAAGGCCCAGCUGGGAACACCUCCACCCCUGGUCCUUCAACACCACCCUCAGGUAGCACCACCCAAGGCCCAGCUGGGAACACCUCCACCCCUGGUCCUUCAACACCACCCUCAGGUAGCACCACCCAAGGCCCAGCUGGGAACACCUCCACCCCUGGUUCUUCAACACCACCCUCAGGUAGCACCACCCAAGGCCCAGCUGGGAACACCUCCACCCCUGGUUCUUCAACACCACCCUCAGGUAGCACCACCCAAGGCCCAGCUGGGAACACCUCUACCCCUGGUUCUUCAACACCACCCUCAGGUAGCACCACCCAAGGCCCAGCUGGGAACACCUCUACCCCUGGUUCUUCAACACCACCCUCAGGUAGCACCACCCAAGGCCCAGCUGGGAACACCUCCACCCCUGGUUCUUCAACACCACAGACCACGACAGCAAAGAACAACGGAACCACAGCAGGUCUUCCCACCACCACCACCACCACCACCACCACCAAAUCACCAGUAAUAGUGUGCCCUGCCGUCUCGUGCCCUCCUGACAGUGUUUGUCGGGACGGGAUCUGUCAGUGCUUUGCUGGGAGCUACAUGGUGGAUGGCACCUGCGAAACGGCUCAAGUUUUCCCUGGAGAGCUUCAUAUCGUCAGUUUGGAGUUUGUUGACGACAUGGCCAACAGUACCUCCGAGAUCUUCCGGAAAACUUCAGCCAAAAUUUCCAGUGAGCUCAGAGGAUUCCUCGCUGACACGCCUGGAUAUGUGAGGUCCGAAGUUCUUUCCCUGGCGCGCGGCAGUGUGCUAGCAACGGUCAAUAACGUAUUCCAGAAUUCCAACGCCACUCAAAAAUCCGUUAACACGGCCAUAGUCGACGGCAUCAAGAACUCGGGGGGCUUUCUCAACGGCACCAUAUUCACCGCCACCGAGCUGUGUUUAGAGCAGCCUCUACCCUGUGAUUCCAUGUCUACUAAAUGCCAGAGCCUCAAUGGGCGUGCACAGUGUUCCUGUCAAGAAGGCUUCAUCCCUAACGUCUUCUCUAGCAAGAGCUGCAGCGCUUGUCCGAGUGGCACCCGGGCGGACUCCGUCAAGAGGACGUGCCCUCCAUGCUCAUUUGGAUAUGCUGGCAUCAACUGCAAUGAUUCAUCCCUACUGGCGGUGGUGGUGAUCUCUGUUGUGCUCGGGAGCGUUUUGCUCCUGCUGGUUCUGGGCCUGAUCAUCUGGAUGUGCUGCUUCUGGAGCUCCCCCAAGCAAAGCAGCAGUCCGUACCCAGCCAAGGAGCAGAUUCCGGGGUCCUGGGGCAUCCCGGGGGUCAUCCCCAUCCCCCGCGCCACCACCCAGUGGGACUCGAACCCGUCCAUCGAGAUGAGCGAGGGGAACGGCAUCCAUAACCUGACGGAGCAGCCCAACAGCAGCACGGGGGGCAAAAGGGCUCACAGAGGAUGGAGGAAGACCGGAUCUUAUGACCUGGACCCAGCCAUGAGGACCUUCAAGGGGAAGAACCCCUCACGUUACUCCUACCUGGUGCAGGGCCACGAGAACCCCUACUUCCUAUCCGGAGAAGACAAGAAGACACAAAUGUAAAGGGAAUGCUUUCAGGCCACUGAGAGGAACGUCGUCUGAUGUCAGGUGAUAGGUCCUGUCACCGCGAGCUUUUGCGUUCUAUGUAGAUACAGACAUUUUUAACAAUUGAUUUUUAUAUUAUGUAUUAUUAUGAUAAAGGACGUUAAGUCGCUUAGUAAGGUUUAAGGCUGAAAACCAAAGAGCAGCAAUUCAACUAUUUUUUAUUUUAUUUUAUUUUAUGAGAUUAAAUUAUGUUCUUUGUAGGGUGUGAAACUAUGCUGUUUGUGACCACUAGAUGUCGCCAUUGCCCAGUUGUAGAGGACUCUUACGGAUAUGAAGAUUUGAUGAAAUGUUUCUGUACUAUUUAAGAAAUACCGUGGCCCUUUUCUACGUGAUUCUUAUGACAUCACCUGCACUUAACUUUUUGUGUUUAUUUUAUAUUUUUUUCUGGGGAAAUUAAGUCAAAAAUUGAAUGUGAGUAUAUGGAUGGGAUAGGAGUAGUUGUCUUUUCUUGAGGAACUAUUUUAUAUGAAGUUAGAAAAAACAAUGAUACGAAUAUUAAACCACUAAAGGGGCUGGACUCCUGGUAAGGGGACUUUUCUAAAGAGUUUACGAAUCUAUGGCUCUGUGAAUUCUCUAUUUAUGUGCAUAAGCUUACCUGCUCAAGCUGCUGCGAUUGCAAUACGUGCCUGUUUACUGAUGUCUGUCUUAGUGAUGAAUAGAAACACAGAGUGCAUGGAUGAUGCCUGUCUCUAGGGUGUGCCAAUUAUCACUCGAGUCCAUUUUGUUAGGGUUAACCCAGAUUACAAUAUAUAUUUUGUAUAUAUUUGUGUGCGUUGUUUCCAGAGACAGGGCAUUAUUUCCUAUGAGUACGUAAACAUGACGUGAAUAAAGGACCUUUUUAGAAGACCAUAUUUGUGCACAAUGACAAUAAAUUAAUAUAAAUGAA
Molecule: messenger RNA, 6215 nt
Organism: Gadus morhua (Atlantic cod)
Lineage: Eukaryota; Metazoa; Chordata; Actinopteri; Gadiformes; Gadidae
Product: mucin-2
Exons: 21
Coding region: 137-5287 (1716 amino acids)
Source: RefSeq, a predicted model, not a curated record